UUGACUUAUUUCAGAGUCAGUGUGGAUUUCAAACAACAUUAACGUAAACGUCAUUUGGAAUAUAUCUCAGAUAAAUUAGUUUGAACUGAAGACCAUCGAGAGGUUUUUCAAUGUGAUCUGACAAUUUACAAAAGUAGCCUGUAACAUUCAUAAGUCUGAUACAAAGAGGGUAAUAAAACCUGAGUCAUUUUAUCUGUAUUUUCAUUAUGACUUGUUUAUGUUAAUCGUAUCGAUAUUUUAUCCAUGUGUAGCCAUGAACUGAAUUAAAAACUAAGAUUCGUUAACUUUAUCAAAAAUUAUUAUUUGUUUAUGUCGCAAAGUAGAAGUAAUCAGGUCAAUAGUUUUAAAUUUCACAAUAAUGAGGAAUAGUUGAAUGUAGAAUACAAAAUAGCAGUUUUGCAUCAAAUCACAGGAGAGCACCAUGGAGGAGGGAGUUAAAAGUCGUAUCCAAUCUUUUGAUCAUGACGCUGUCCCUACACAGGAAAUUGAUAUCGAAGACAAUGAAAUUUCAAGCGAACACAAAUCAAAAGACACAUCCAGUGAUGUAAAGACAAGUAAAAGCACACAUUUGCAGAUACUGAGGAGUGUGUGCGCUACGUGCGCCCAUAUGAAUUUGGUGUGUAUGGAAAUUAAAUUGUGGUCUUGAAUAAAGAAAAUCAAGAAGAUUCAAAAUCACUUCACAGAUGAAAGUCUUUAACUCUUUAACAUCAAAUUUUAUAUAGAAAAGUUUAACGAAAGUUCCUUAAUGUAGAAGUUUACUUGAAUCCAUUAAUGCUGAACUAUGUAAAAGUUAGGAAAAUGUAUUCGAUGUUAAAUUACACAAAGCAUAUGUGUAACAUUUAUAUUCUGUCAGCUACAAUAUUCUGUUGUUCCUGUAGGGUUGGUUUAAAGGCCAGAUCGGACCCGCCUUUCCUGAUACCAUGAUGAUUUCCGGAGUUGAUCUUGAAAAAGGAUCUGCUUUUAUGACAUCACUCUACGCAGGUCAUUUAAUUGGCUCAGUCCUGGCCGGUUUUAUUUUUGGUAAAAUUAACAAAUAUCUUUUAUUUGCUUCUACUUUGCUACUUUAUAGCCUUUCAGUAGCAGUCAUUCCCUGGUGUUUCCUCUACGAACUGAUGGUAGCUUCAUUUGUAUUUCUUGGUGUCUGCUGUGGGAUUAUUUCAGUUGCUGUAGGUCCUGAGCUUGUGGAUAUUUGGGGUCCAACACCUCGAGGUCGUUCAUAUCUCAUGGUCAGCACUGUUGCAGCCGGUAUCGCCAGUGUCGUAGCCCCUUUGGUGACGGCUCCAUUUCUACUAAAACAGACCAACCAUGGCAGAGUCAACACACACGACACUUCAUGGAAUUCAACGUUUUCUCCUACUAUAUAUACAUAUAUUAACAGCACUAUCCAAUCCCGCCUGAAUGAUAUGGAGCUACCAACUGAAAACUCUACAUUGAAAACCGAAAACGAUUCAAAGCUAUAUAUAGCAUAUACAAUAUCAGCAGUAUUAGGUUUGUUGACAGCUGUGCUCUUCUUCGUGUUGUUUUGUCAACCAGGACCAGUUAACGAACAGAAACAAAACAGUGGUAAAUUGGAAUUCAUUGGGAAACGAUCGAUAUUGGUUAAACGCUUACAAUUGUUCAACAUUGCCAUUUUCGGGUUAACACAAAGUGCGAUCGAUUUAACAUUCGCCGGAUAUCUUGCAGUAUUCUGUAUCAAUUAUCUUGGUUGGACAAAGACAUUAGGAGCUACUGUUACCUCUGUUGCCUUUUUCGCUAGACUUACUGGGACUUUUAGCGGAAUAUUCCUUGUAAGGUAUUUUCCCUCUCACUAUAUAUUGCUAACAUCCACUAUUGUAUCCACUGUGGGAUUGAUCGGUCUAACUAUUAGCGCGCAUGUAUAUUUUGAUGUUGGUAUAUGGAUAUCAGUGGGAGUUAUUGGUAUUCCGUUCGGUCUUAUUUGGCCAAAUUUGAUAAGUUGGAUAAAUGUAAACCUCAUUCCUUUUCGUAAUCAAAUUUCAGGCGUUCUGGCUUGCUGUGUCUUUUUAGGUGCUUUUCUUUCUCCUGUUCUACUCGGAUACCUGAUGGAAGAAGUAUCUCUUCUUUGGUUUUGUUACUUGUGUUGUUGUAAGUCUGUGGUAAUUGUUAUCAAUGCUAUCCUAAUGGUAUUAUACACAGCACCCACAGAUACCAAACAAUAAUAUACUAGCGGGGAAGUACCAAACAACAUACUUCAGAAUAAGAUUGUUUCCUGAUAUUCCUUAUGAACUUACUUGCGGUCCCUGGAAUCUCUAUGCCGCAGUUUUAUAUUCAUUAUUCGGUUAUACUGUGUAAUCUAUUUAUCAAUAAAUUCAUGUUGA
Messenger RNA from Pecten maximus, 2336 nucleotides. RefSeq lists its product as uncharacterized. NCBI's taxonomy places the organism in Eukaryota, Metazoa, Mollusca, Bivalvia, Pectinida, Pectinidae. The transcript is spliced from 2 exons. The record is from RefSeq and is a predicted model, not a curated record. Bases 921 to 2177 code for a protein of 418 amino acids.